GACGCACGGCACCGGAAGCCGCUCCCCUGCCUGUGAGGCUGCGGACUCAGAGCAGCGGCCGUAGGUCCAGGCGCCAUGGCUGUGGAGCGGACCCGGCCGCUGCGACGCUCUGGCGGCCCGAGCGCGCCUAGUCGGUGUGAGCCCGGCGCGAGGUCCCGGGCCCCGGGGCGCUCGCUCAGGUAAAUAUUUCCAUAACCUUAUGGAGAGAAAGGACUUUGAGACAUGGCUUGAUAACAUUUCUGUUACAUUUCUUUCUCUGACGGACUUGCAGAAAAAUGAAACUCUGGACCACCUGAUUAGUCUGAGUGGGGCAGUCCAGCUCAGGCAUCUCUCCAAUAACCUGGAGACUCUCCUCAAGCGGGACUUCCUCAAACUCCUCCCCCUGGAGCUCAGUUUCUAUUUGUUAAAAUGGCUCGAUCCUCAGACUUUGCUCACGUGCUGCCUGGUCUCUAAGCAGUGGCAUAAGGUGAUAAGUGCCUGUACAGAGGUGUGGCAGACUGCGUGCAAAAAUUUGGGCUGGCAGAUAGAUGAUUCUGUUCAGGACUCAUUGCACUGGAAGAAGGUUUAUUUGAAGGCUAUUUUGAGGAUGAAGCAACUGGAGGACCAUGAAGCCUUUGAGACCUCUUCGUUAAUUGGACAUAGUGCCAGAGUGUAUGCACUUUACUACAAAGAUGGACUUCUCUGUACAGGGUCAGAUGACUUGUCUGCAAAGCUGUGGGAUGUAAGCACAGGGCAGUGUGUUUACGGCAUCCAGACCCACACUUGUGCAGCUGUGAAGUUCGAUGAACAGAAGCUUGUGACAGGCUCCUUUGACAACACUGUGGCCUGCUGGGAGUGGAGUUCCGGAGCCAGGACCCAGCACUUCCGGGGGCACACUGGGGCGGUGUUCAGUGUGGACUACAGUGAUGAACUGGAUAUUUUGGUGAGUGGCUCUGCGGACUUCGCUGUGAAAGUAUGGGCUUUAUCUGCUGGGACAUGCCUGAAUACACUCACUGGGCAUACUGAAUGGGUCACCAAGGUGGUUUUGCAGAAGUGCAAAGUCAAGUCUCUCUUGCACAGCCCUGGAGACUACAUCCUCUUAAGUGCAGACAAAUAUGAGAUCAAGAUUUGGCCAAUUGGGAGAGAAAUCAACUGUAAGUGCUUAAAGACACUGUCUGUCUCCGAGGAUAGAAGUAUCUGCCUACAGCCAAGACUUCAUUUUGAUGGAAAAUACAUUGUCUGUAGUUCAGCCCUGGGUCUGUACCAGUGGGAUUUUGCCAGUUAUGAUAUUCUCAGGGUCAUCAAGACACCUGAGGUAGCAAACUUGGCCUUGCUUGGCUUUGGAGAUGUCUUCGCCCUGCUGUUUGACCACCACUACCUAUACAUCAUGGACUUGAGGACAGAGAGCCUGAUUAGCCGCUGGCCUCUGCCAGAGUACAGGAAAUCAAAGAGAGGCUCCAGCUUCCUGGCAGGUGAAGCAUCCUGGCUGAAUGGAUUGGAUGGGCACAAUGACACGGGCUUAGUCUUUGCCACCAGCAUGCCUGACCAUAGUAUUCACCUGGUCUUAUGGAAGGAGCAUUGCUGACCCCAGGAGCUACCACCGCUGACUGACUUUGGGUGCCAGGGCUGCGGGUUUUGGGUGCAAUGUCUGUGGCAGCCAACUGCAUGAACCAAAGUUCUCACCUAAAGGUAUCAUCACGCAGUGCACAAUCAUUUAUCUGUUUGCCAGGGCUGGGGCGGGGAGGGCUUGUUUUACUGACAUACACCGCAGCAUGCUAAUGGGAUACACCAUUGACUUCAUUUGUACUUAGUUACGUUGGUCAGUAUAAGAGAGGUUGCAUUUUUUGGAUUUAUCUUUCUGAGUGGAAUAUUGAGUAAAGAAAGUUAAAUGAUUCACUAAUCUGCUAAUUGGUUGCCCAUAAAAUCACAUGGAGUCUGUUAUUAAAGUUUUUUUCCAAUA
Messenger RNA from Mus pahari (shrew mouse), 1939 nucleotides. It is a transcript of the gene Fbxw2, whose product is annotated as F-box and WD repeat domain containing 2. The transcript has 8 exons. Gene Ontology annotation, molecular function: protein binding. NCBI's taxonomy places the organism in Eukaryota, Metazoa, Chordata, Mammalia, Rodentia, Muridae. The record is from RefSeq and is a predicted model, not a curated record. The coding region runs from base 200 to 1564 and encodes 454 amino acids.